AAAAUAGUCUGUGAACGUGGAAGUCCCGGCAAACUGUCCCAACGGGGGACGGGAUCAACCCCCUGUGGAAGGAAGGACAGCCAUUUGGGGACUGAUUUUGGGGGGAUGGCAACACGCCCCUGCCCUACACCCCCCUUUGGACACAGGUGGAGAGCGAUCCAAAGCAAUCCAAAAGAAAUCUUACUUCUUUCCUUAAGCCAUUACAGAUCAGGGAAAGCUCUGCUUCCCAGCACAGGAUGCAGCAAAGCUUCACCCUUCUGCACAGGGACCUUUUUGGGAGCACAGUACUGUCACCAUUGGUGCCCCACUGCUGCACUGACACUGCAUCAGCACUGUCCCCACAGAGCACACACCGUGUUACUGACCGUUCACCAGGGAUGGAUUCUGCCCCCAUUGCUCCUCCUGGGGCAGCCCCAGGAAGAACCCAAAAAGGGCUCUUCCUGCCCUGGGCCAUGCAAAGCUCCUUUCCCACGGCUGAGCUGAAGGCAUGGAGAUUUGCUGACAUCCAUCCCCCACUGUGGCCAUUCAACUAAGGGAAAAAAUAGAGAAAAAAUAGCACAGCCCUGUGCUCUUCCCAGCAGGGAGGGCAGCCACGUGCAGCCCGCCCUGUGAUGCCCAUAGCUUGUGGUGGGAAAUGAGAAGGAGGAUGCCCCAACGUGCCAGCAGCCCCACAGCGACCAGGGAACCUCGCUGUGCUUUGGGACAGAGCCUGUGGAAGGGGCACGCUGCCCGGGGGCCGAUCACGAGCCGGGCUAUCUUUAGCUGAAAGGAUUUAGGUUACAGCGAGCAGCCGCCGGGACGCAGGGCAGACACCCGAGGGUGGGCACAGCGAGGAGGGGCUGCCCCAGAGCCGGGCAGGAUGAGCCCGGAGGAUGAAGCUGCUCGGGCAGGGCCCUCGGGAAGGGUGCGGAUCCGUGUGGAGGAGCAGUGCUUCUCGGUGGAGAAGGCACUGCUGGUGGAGAGCAGCGAGUACUUCCGUGCCCUGUUCCGCUCGGGCAUGAGGGAGAGCACGCAGGAGGAGAUCGGGCUGGGCGGGCUGAGCGCUGCUGGAUUCCUGGCCAUGCUGCGCGUGCUGGCGGGUGAGCGGCCCGCGCUGGGCGGCGAGGAGACCUUCCAGGCGGUGGAGUGCGCGGCCUUCCUGCAGGUGAAGCCCUUGGCCAAGUACCUCAUCCACUCCAUCGACUCCGACAACUGCCUCCUGCUGUACCACGCCGCCGCUGUGUUCGGCCUCCUGGACCUCUUCCACUGUGCUGCGCUCUACAUCCGGGACAGCUACGCCGAGCUGGAGGAGCACCUGGGCUGCCUGCCCGCCGACCUGCUGGCCUACGUGCAGGCCCUGCUGCCCAGCACCUUCGUGGCGGUGGGAGCCCACACGCCCACCUUUGAGUUCCUGGAGGACCUCUCCAGGACCAUCUGCUACCUGGACGAGGAGAGCAACACGUGGAGGACGCUCUCCUGCCUGCCGCUGAGCGCCAGCACGUUCCUAGCCGGCAUGGCGACCAUGGACAACAAGAUUUACAUUGUGGGCGGCGUCUACGGGGCCAGCAAGCAGGUGGUGGAGAGCAGCUUCUGCUACGAUGCCGACACCGACGCCUGGAGCGAGUUCCCCAGCCCACACCAGCUGCGCUACGACGUCCGGUUGGUGGGCCACGAGGGCUGCCUUUAUGCUAUUGGCGGGGAGUACGAGAAGAUCUCGCUCAAGUCUGUGGAGAGAUACGACGUGGCCUCCAACACUUGGACGUUUGUCUCCGAUCUGCCGCAGCCAAGCUCGGCUGCACCCUGCGCCCAGGCCAUGGGGCAGAUCUUCGUCUGCUUGUGGAAGCCAUUGGACACCACCGUCAUCUACGAGUAUGAGAGCCAGCAGGACGCGUGGCUUCCCGUCACCGAGCUCAAGCGGCACCAGAGCUACGGGCACUGCAUGGUGGCCCACCGUGACAACCUCUACGUCAUGCGCAACGGCCCCGGAGACGACUUCUUGCGCUGCGUCAUCGACUGCUUCAACCUGAGGUCACGGCAGUGGACGGCUCUGCCCGGCCAGUUCAUGAACAGCAAAGGAGCUCUCUUCACCGCCACCAUCAAGGGUGACACGGUGUACACUGUCAACAAGAUGCUGACGCAGCUCUACUCGGUGGAGGAGGAGGCCUGGAGGGUCAAGAAGGAGCGGGCGGGCUUCCCGCGCAGCGGCUCCCUGCAGACCUUCCUGCUGCGGCUGCCCCGGCGCAAUCACGACAUCGCCACGUAGCCGUCCCCAUCCCACCUUGGGGUGCUCUCCUUGCAUAUGGCCUCAGCUCUGUGCACAACUCCCCUGGGCUCCUCUCCUCUCCUCCUCUUGCCAAGGAUACUCCACGUUGGACCCAGAGGUGACAAGGCACCCUGCGAUAGGGGAAGGGGCGACAGGAACUGCUGGCACAGCAGCCUCGUGCAAAGUGCCACGAUGGGCGAGCCCACGGCACACAGAGCUUUGUGGCUUCUGCAGAGAACAGGUUCUGGAGAGAUGCAGACAUAUUUAUUUGGACUGCACACUGAAGGUGUGCAGCAUAAAACCUGCUCUUUGCUCUAAUGGUUCCUUAUAUCCUGGAAUUAAAAGGAAAGCUGUAGAAAGCCCUGUGUCGUUACUCUUCUCUUGUGUUCUUUUCUCCUCCUGAAGGAAAAUAUCUCCUAACAGAGGACCCACAUCAAGACCCGUUCCUGCCUGCUGAGUGUUUUCAGCUGCAGCAGUGCUCAGAGCUGCUCACAAAGUUCCCAGGCAGUCCUGAGCUCCCCGGGGAGACAUCGCCUGGGAUGAGGGAACAAAGGGACACAGGAGGGGGGUGGAGGGCAAAGACCAUGAGGAGUUUAUCUCCAAAAACCCACACAGGAGAAAGCUGUCCAGAGUGAGCAGGUUCCUCCCUGGGAACCAUCCAUCAUGCCCACGGUGCAAUAGACAGCCACCAUCUCCUCCAAGCCUGCCUGCCAGCUCCCAACAGACCCAAAUGCUCUCAUUUGAUCCAGAGGAUAUUUUUAGGAGAUGGCAAACUCGCAAAAAUGAAAGGAGAGGAGAGAGCAUCAGCAGGGCUGCACUCAGACUGUGCAGAUGCCAGGCUACCAGGUCUCCUUUGUCAACGGAGCUCUGCAGCC
Meleagris gallopavo (turkey) is the source of this 3117-nucleotide messenger RNA. It is a transcript of the gene KBTBD13, whose product is annotated as kelch repeat and BTB domain containing 13. Gene Ontology annotation, molecular function: protein binding. Lineage: Eukaryota; Metazoa; Chordata; Aves; Galliformes; Phasianidae. Gene Ontology annotation, biological process: regulation of the force of skeletal muscle contraction; relaxation of skeletal muscle. The record is from RefSeq and is a predicted model, not a curated record.